This is a messenger RNA of Dermatophagoides farinae (American house dust mite), 1847 nucleotides long. Its product is annotated as target of Myb1 membrane trafficking protein. The record is from RefSeq and is a predicted model, not a curated record. Gene Ontology annotation, cellular component: membrane; endosome. Lineage: Eukaryota; Metazoa; Arthropoda; Arachnida; Sarcoptiformes; Pyroglyphidae. Gene Ontology annotation, biological process: signal transduction. Gene Ontology annotation, molecular function: ubiquitin binding; clathrin binding; phosphatidylinositol binding.
UGUUUUGUUUUGAAAUAAUCAUCAAUUGAUAAGCGUUUUUUUUGUUGUUGUUCAUAAAUUAAAUUCUUUGAUGAUUGGCCAUUCGAAUUCUGUAUUGAUAUAUAGCAUUUGAAUUGAUUCGAUAUUAUUUUUUCUCUCGAAAUUAUUAUUUAUUGAUUUGAAAAAAAUGGCUGAUUUACUACAACGUUUUAGUGGUAAUCCAUUUUCCACUUCAGUCGGACAACGAAUUGAACAAGCGACAGAUCCAUCAAUGAACAGUGAAAAUUGGUCAUUGAAUAUGGAAAUCUGUGAUAUAAUUAAUGAUACUGAAGAUGGUGCCCGAGAUGCUAUUCGUGCCAUCAAAAAACGUCUUCAACAAACAGCUGGAAAAAAUUUUACCGUUUUCAAAUUAACAUUAAUAGUGUUGGAAACAUGUGUAAAAAAUUGUGGCAAACGAUUUCAUAUAUUAGUGUCAAACAAAGAUUUUAUUCAAGAUUUAGUCAAAUUGAUUGGCCCAAAAAAUGAUCCACCAGCUGAAAUUCAAGAAAAAGUUUUAAGUCUCAUACAAAGUUGGGCUGAAGCAUUUCAUGGUCAGCCAGAUAUGCAAGGUGUAUCCAUUGUUUAUAAUGAAUUAAGAAAUAAAGGAAUUGAAUUUCCUAAAUCAUCCAAUGAACCGAAAGUACCGAUUUACACUCCACAAAGGCAAAUUAGUCCAUCCUCAAAAAAUCAGGAAAUAGCAUCAAGUCCUCCUAAAUAUUCAAUGCAAGAAACUUCACCUAAUAAACAAGUGACAUCGGCUACAAGAACCACAAGUGAAUUAUAUCCAUUACAUUUGAGCCCUGAACAAUUGAAUAAAUUGAAAACUGAAUUGGAAGUUGUUCAAGGAAAUAUGAAAGUUAUGAGCGAAAUGUUGACCGAAAUGAAACCAGGUCAAGAACAUAAAGAUGAUUGGACAUUGUUGAUCGAAUUACAUCAGACAUUAGUAUCUAUGCAAAAACGUAUUAUGGAUCUAAUUGAAAAGGUUGCCAAUGAAGAAGUCACUAGUGAAUUAUUGCGUAUCAAUGAUGAACUAAAUAAUUUGUUCAUGAGAUUUGAUCGUUAUCAGAAAAAACGAGGCGGUAAUAAUGGUAAUGAUCAAAGAACGGAUUUUAAUUUAAUGCCAUCUACUUCAUCGAAAUUACCUCAUCCAAAUCAGAAAAAUAUGAAAUCAACAAAUCAACCAUCGUUGAUUGAUUUUACUGAUGAAAAUGAUGAACCUGAUUUGAUUGGUGGCCUAAAGAAACUUGAUAUGAAUUCAUCACAAUCAUCUCAAAUGACGAAGCCUUCUUCUAAUAAUAUGAUUAUAUCAUCAUCAUCAUCAUCACAACAGCAUGUAGAAAAUAUGGGUGACAAAGAAUUCGAUAUGUUUGCACAAUCCAGAUCAUCGACAACAGCCACUACAUCAUCAUCGAUCAUUAGUCAGGCAUCUACGUCAUCAUCAUUAUCAUCGACGUCGAAACCAUUGUUAAAUGUUGGAUCUCGUCCAAAAGAUCCGGCACCAUUACCAUCUACCGAAGAGGGACAAGAAAAAGAAAUGGAAGAAAUUGAAAGAUGGCUAAAUACGAAACCCGGUGAACCAUCUAUGUCAUUUGAAGCAUUUCUUGAGAAACGAGCCAAUGCAUUGGACAAACAACCAUUGAAAAAAACAAACAGUAAUGGUCAACAAGAUUCUAGUUAAAAAUCUAUGUGUGACCACAUCAAACAUCAUAUAAUAUUGGUACAAAUAAUACUGAAACAUUUCGUUGAUAUUCUGUGCAUUUUAUUAAUUUACAAUUUUUAAAUGAUUCAUCGAUUUUUGAAGUUUGAAUAAAUAAUUGUAUUGAAAAUGA